Molecule: messenger RNA, 2043 nt
Organism: Carya illinoinensis
Lineage: Eukaryota; Viridiplantae; Streptophyta; Magnoliopsida; Fagales; Juglandaceae
Exons: 2
Coding region: 346-1692 (448 amino acids)
Source: RefSeq, a predicted model, not a curated record
GAAAGAGAGAGGCCUCAGAUAACGUUAAGUUGGGUCCGAGUUGCACUAAGUAGAAACCCUUUGCCAGCCUGUACACAGCUGUCUUCCAAAGACUCCCAGCCUGUCUCUUCCCCCCUCCAAAUUCUUAACUCUAAACCCUGCCUCCCUCCUAUAUUCACCAACAAAUCCUACACCAGGACGAUGAACAUGGCAGAAGACGACCUAGGCAUUCUUUGGCUCUACUUCCUUUCCGCACUCUGUUGAUCUUCUUCAUUCCCACCUUUCCUAAAACCGUCGCCCAAGUUGAGUAAAGCUUUUCACAGUGUUUGCUCGAUUCCGAGCGAGCACUAAAAUAGGCCCUGAGCUAUGGAUCCGUGCCCUUUCGUCCGCUUGACUGUAGGUAAUCUGGCUUUGAAGAUUCCUGUGGCUUCUAAGCCCGCUCGUUCCGUUGUUCACCCCUCGUCUUCUCCGUGUUUCUGUAAAGUGAGACUCAACAAUUUCCCGCUACAAACCGCCGUCGUUCCGUUUAUCCCUCCGGAGAAUCAGUUCCCUGAUGGUCAUUUUCACACUGUAGCGGCAACGUUUCAUUUGGGCAAGUCCGAUCUCGACAAACUUGCCGGGAAAUCAUUUUUCGCCGCGAAACUAUGCUUGACUAUCUCGAUCUACACAGGGCGAAGAGGCACCACCUGCGGCGUCAGCUCCGGGAGGCUUCUGGGAAAAGUCUCCGUGCCGUUGGAUCUGGCGGGUACGGAGUCCCGGACCUGUACCGUUUUCCAUAACGGUUGGAUUUCCGUUGGUAAAGAAGCCAAAGGCUCGUCUGCGCAGUUUCACUUGAAUGUGAAGGCUGAGCCUGACCCCAGAUUCGUGUUCCAGUUCGACGGCGAGCCCGAAUGCAGCCCGCAAGUGUUUCAGAUCCAAGGCAACAUUAGGCAACCUGUUUUUACUUGCAAAUUCAGUUUCAGGAACACCGGUGACCGGACUCAGAGAUCCAGAUCGUUACAAUCAGAGGCAUGCACUGCAAGAAGCUGGUUAAGCUCGUUUGGGAGUGAGCGAGAGCGACCGGGAAAGGAACGAAAGGGAUGGUCGAUCACGGUCCACGAUCUUUCCGGUUCGCCAGUAGCCGCCGCGUCAAUGGUAACACCCUUCGUUGCGUCCCCCGGUUCGGACAGGGUUAGCCGGUCCAACCCUGGGUCGUGGCUCAUACUCCGCCCCGGUGACGGCACCUGGAAGCCAUGGGGCAGGCUCGAGGCCUGGCGCGAGUGCGGCGGAUCCGACGGCCUCGGCUACCGGUUCCAGCUGCUCCCAGACACCAGCGGCGGCAUGGGCGCGGCCGGCAUUGUGUUAGCCGACUCGACGCUAAGCUCCCACAAGGGCGGGAAGUUCGUCAUCGAGUUGGGGUCGGGUACGAACGGGAGAGCAACACCGGGAAGUGCGGCGUCACCGGCGUGCAGCCCAAGAAGCAGCGGAGACUAUGGGUACGGAUUGUGGCCGUACAGCAUGUACAGAGGAUUCGUGAUGUCGGCAAGCGUGGAUGGGGAGGGGAAGCGAAGCAGCAAGCCGAGCGUGGAGGUGAGCGUGCAGCACGUGAGCUGCACGGAGGACGCUGCGGUGUUCGUGGCUUUAGCGGCAGCCGUUGAUCUCAGCAUCGACGCCUGCAGGCUUUUCUCUCAGCGCCUAAGGAAAGAGCUAUGCCAGCCGCAGGAUUCGCUUUAAGGGCUGAUUUGAUUCUUCGACCAAUUUUCAAAAAAUACUCUUUUUGAUUGGUUUUUUUUAAUUUUAAUUUCAUCGGUGAGAUGUUUUUUUUUUUCAACUAACAGACCAAUGUACAAGAACUGUUGUACAGUGUGAGGGACAGUAGAGACAGUGUAGACAGGGCACGCUUUGUUUUUACUUGUGUGGCUUGUUUUUUUUUUUUCUUUACCCUUUUUUUCUUCGAAAAUAUGGGUUGUGUUUCUUUACUUUAGAUGAUGUGUCAGUGGCUGACUCCUUAAAUCUUUUUUCUUUUUGUAUUUUUAAUUUUAUGUAUGGAGUAUCUUCUAUAUUAAGUCAAUGGUUUGUUGGCAA